GCGGUCUCCGUUAGGACUCUUUAGUGGAGCCUGGUUGUCGUGGAGACGUGCUAGCCUCCUCUCCGCUGCCGUGCUAGCUGUGUGAGCUAGUGCUAGCUAGUGCUAGCUCGAUAGUACCAGCUUCCCCGGGCAGCAGCCGGGGCGCAGCGGAGCCGCGACCGUUUCCGACAGCUCCGUACGGACCUGACGUCGCUCUGCAUUGCUGCUUGAUGUUUUUUUCAGAGGGUCGAUUCCCGGUGAUUUCGAAAAUGGGGGAACCCUGUGACCUCCAGCACCUCGUGAAGUGUGGCGUCACUUUGGAGGGCUCAUUUCUCUGAUUUGGAUUAUUCUUGGCCAGCAGCCUCUUCAGGCCUACUAUUCCUAGACGAGUUUCUCAAUGGACACUCUGCUCCAUUCAGAGAUCAGAGAAGAGGGGAGUGGUGCCUCGGUGAAGGUGGAGGGCCUAUCCAAGGCAGCUCUAAUCAAAAGCCUGUCCCCCAGAGUCAUGCUAUCCAACCAUCUCUUGCCUAAAGGGACCAAGAUGAAGGUCAACUUAGAAGAUCAGGGUCGUCAGAAAGUGUCCUUCAGCUUCGCACCGACCAAGAAGCCACUGCAUAGCCCGUUCUUCAUCCCUACCAGUCCUGACAAGUCUGGCGCUGAGCCUAAUGCUGCCCUAUCACAGUCAACCUCAGACAAAGAAGGGCAGAAUACGGACAGCAACAUUGAGCAAAACCAGACACCCAUUGUGCCAACAAUAACAGAGACACCUUCUGAAACACCAGUCUGCUCAGCCACCAAACAGACAACGGACUUGGCGAAAAUGCAUUUCAAGAAGCAAAUUCUCAGUGUCUCUGUGACUGAGGAGAAACCAACAUCUGUUGUGCCAGAAGAGCCUCUCUCUCCUCAAUUGCAGGUUCUGCAGGAACCAACAAGUGUAACUGAAUUUCCAGUACCCCAGCCUCAGAAUGUUGUCAGUGUCUGCCCCUCUGAGAACUCUCACAUUGAAGUCCCUGAGACAAAGGCAACCCCUAGCCCCAAGAAGCCCCCUGCUUCCUCAGGAAAAGAUGGAGAGAGUUCCAUCAGUGCUGAGCAGGAUAGUAAGGUAGAGAAAAGGAAAACCAGGUCCCAAUCUGAUAGUGCUCCCCCUGGCUCAGAAUCUGAUGGAGAUUCAGGCCAUAUGUCUUCUAGUCACAAAUCAGUUGACUCCAAAAGUAAAAGAAACUCUGACAGCAGAAGCAAAGAGGUAAAAAAGCCUUCAUCUGGUCCACAUGUGGAGGAAAAGGAAAAAAGUUCCUCUAAGUGGUCAGAAAAUCACGAAAGGUCUUCUAGUUACUCCAAAACGGACCGUGAUUCCAGACACGCAUCCUCACGUUCGUCUCGAUCAGAAAAAGAUCGCAGGAGGACCAGGUCUAGAUCACGUUCUAGAUCAAGAGGGUCUCGAACAAGUUCAUCUCACUCCAGAUCAGAGAGAUCCCGAGGCGACAGAGGAUCACGCUCCGAAAGGUCGUACUAUCAUGAUUCUGAUCGAAGAUCUCACCGGAGUUCUCCACGUAGAGAAAGAAGACGUUCUCGCUCUCGCACUGACAGAACUCGGGACAGUUCUGACUCCGAGGAUGACCAUAGGAAGACACGGACAAGGACAAGUGACUCGAGUAGACUGUCCGCCCAUUCGAGCUCGCACAAAGAGUCUAAAUCUUCUUCCUACUCAAAAUCGGAGAAAGCCUCUAAAUCUGCUGAUUCGCCUCACUCUUCAGAGUUGGAUAAAAGAACACAAUUGUCAAAGUCUGAAAGGACUUCAAAGCGAUUAUCAGACUCUGAUUCCCAGCGCAAGUGCUCUCCUGAUCUGGAUUCCAGUUACCGUAAAUCUAGCACCCAUCACAAGUCAGAGACCAACAGCAAAUCCUCUUCUUCCAGUAUGCAUACCCAUUCUCAAACAUAUGAAAAACGGCAAAAAAGCAGCUCUAGUGACUCUGAGGCAGAUCAUAAGGGAAAAUCACAGGCCUCUGACAAAAGAUCUGGAUUGGAGGAGAACUCUAAAAACUCACGAAAGAAAACCAGCAGGCCAGACUCGAAGCAGAUGACCCCUUCUAGAUCUUCUCAGAGAACCAGCGGACAUGAUAGACAAUCAAAUGACAUAUUUCACAGCCCUGGCGAUGUACCGACGUGUACAAACACCACCGAAUCGUGUUCUCCGAGUGAAAAAGAAAAAUCUGUUCCCCAACAAGUUGAAAUAGAACAUUGUAGUCAGGAUUUUAAGGAGAUUGUCCCAUGCACUGAUAAGAGUUUGCAAGAAUCGUCACCGAAGAGAUCAAAAGAAACUAAAUCAGAUCUUGAAUAUGAGACCUCAGCUAUAACCUUAAGUGAAAGCCUAAAGCAUGUUAAUGCAGACCUGGAAAACUUGACCAAUGUGAAGGAUAACCUCUCUUCUAAUAUUCAACCACAUGUGAACUCAAAUGCAGCUGUCUUAAAUUCAUUCAGUAGUCACGAUAGUACGAUAUGCACCCAGGACAAGAAGGCUGUUGACUGCUCACUCGGGCCAAAAUCCAUACUUGACACAGCUGAUAUACCACCAGCGUAUGUCACCCACGAUGUCCAGCAGAACACUAAACCAGAAAUUGUUCAAGUUUUGACAGUUGACAAUCUGUCUGGUACAAGUUUGCCGCUCAUAUCUCAUUCAACGUGUCUUGAUUCUGAGGGUCAGCUGACACUUGAACAGCAAAAUUUGAAUACUGUUAAAAAGGGCAGCAUUACUUCCAAAAAGUCCCGAUGGGAUAUAGUCGGGCAAGACAACUCAGAGAGUGAUAAUUCACAGAGGACACUUUGCACAGAGAGUAAGCCUACUGUAAAAAAAGUGAUCUCUGUCAAAAAAAUUGAGUUUUCUAAAGACAAUAGCCAACAAGACUUUGACAUUAAAGAUACUAUUCAGCAAGAAGCUGAAGCACAUUCCAUACUGGUUAAGCAGACUGAGAUCUCUAAGCAGGGAGUCGGCUCAGACGGCACAUCCAUCACUGAUAAUUACAAAGACCAAAGUGAGCCUUCACAAGCGAGCACCAGCAUUGACCACUGUGACUUAAAACAGAGAGUUUCUCAAAAAGCAAACACGGAUGAGCCUCUUCACCGAAAUGAUACAUCACAGGUCGACAAAGCUGCAAAGAUGCAGCGUUGGAACGGCGAUGAUCAUGAAGACAAAUCCAAGGGCAGCUCUCACAAGAACAAAUUAAGUAAGAGAGCAUUACUUAAUCAGCACGCAUUAGGAGAACAAAGCGAGGUCAGUGACAGCGACAACUCGGAGUACGACUCCGAUUGCGGCGAGGCUAUAAAACGAUUGCACUCUGUGGUGGUGGUGCCAAAGAAUUCUUCCCUGACAAUGGAUUCACAUAACACAGGAGCUUCCCCAUGCAGUCUAAUGACUAUUUCAGAACUGCAGAAUGUGAAUAUCCAUGCAAUCCCGAAUCAAGGCACCCAACAAAGGCAGGGGAGUCCUACGGCAUUCAUGGAGACCAGUGCUCCAUGUGCUGGUUUAGACGAAUUGUCCCACAGCAGCAUGUUGUGUCAAUCCCAGAGUAAUAUGAUUGAUAGCACCAGUCACUUGGAGGGUUUAAACUCUGUCAGUGUGCAGCCAUACACUGCUGGUCUUAUUGGCGCCCAUGGCAGUGCCACAGCUCCCGCCCAUGACCUUGAUAAUUCCAGACAGUUUGAGCAAGAGCAAAAACAGCAUGAUGUAAGCAGCAGAGGUGAAAGGACGUUCUCCCAUUACCACCAUGGUGAUUUCUCCAAUGCUGACAAUGUCAAUGCCAGGAACGGAUUCAGCCUGGGUUGGGAUUUUUCGCAACCAGAGCAGCCCAGUAGUACAUACCAGCAGCCUGAUAGCAGUCAUGGGCCACCUAUACCAAACACUAAACUGACUGAAACCUCUCUCAAGGAACAGGAGCACCGGCAGAGCAAUGCCACCUGGAACCACCAAUCCCCAAACACACAGACUAGCAGACAACCCUACCUCCAUGUGCAUGAACAUUAUCAGGAUCUUGCAGGUGAGAUUCAUCCUGACUCUCUAACUAAUGACCACGACGACUACAGUGGGGAUAAGCUAUCUGAACUCAGUAAAACAGCUGUUGAAUGCAGUAGACCUCACCCUCCUGGGUCAUCAAGCUUUGUACAAGGGCAUGAAAUAAGCAGCAAUAGCAGGGGCUCUGCCUUGCCCGACCCCCCUAGAGAGGACAACUUUAGACCACACAGAGGCCGGGGCCCUCCCAAGAAAAGGCGGCCAGAGAUUGAGUCGGAUUCAGACAACGAGGCAGAAGCUGGGCCGGCAGGCAAAAGGGAGCGUCAAGGAGAUGCUGACGUCUCAAAGGAAAGUCAUGCCAAAGCUGAGGUGCAGCGUCCAAUGCUCAAUCUGCGAGACUUUCGAGACGCCAAUAGAUGGAAAGAGUAUGCCAGGUCUAAGAAGAUGCCGCCUUACUUUGACUUGAUUGAGGAAAACAUGUAUCUGACUGAGAGGAAGAAGAGCAAAUCUCAUCGAGAUAUCAAGAGAAUGCAAUGUGAAUGCCCGGUGCUGCCCAGAGAAGAGCGAUCAAGGGGAGUAUUGGCAUGCGGGGAAGACUGUUUAAACCGGCUGCUGAUGAUUGAGUGCUCCUCACGGUGCCUGAAUGGAGCCUACUGCUCUAACCGACGGUUUCAGAUGAGACAACAUGCAGACUUCGAGGUUAUCCUCACAGAAGACAAGGGAUGGGGUCUACGGGCAGCUAGAGACCUGGCUCCAAACACCUUUGUGCUGGAAUACUGCGGGGAGGUAUUGGACCACAAGGAGUUCAAAACAAGGGUGAAAGAAUAUGCUCGCAACAAGAACAUCCACUACUACUUCAUGUCUCUAAAGAAUAAUGAGAUCAUUGAUGCAACGCUGAAGGGUAACUGUUCUCGGUUUAUGAACCAUAGCUGUGAGCCCAACUGUGAGACCCAGAAGUGGACUGUCAAUGGCCAGCUUAGAGUCGGGUUCUUCACCUCCAAGGCGACCACUGCAGGAACUGAGCUAACGUUUGACUACCAGUUCCAGAGAUAUGGCAAAGAAGCACAGAAAUGCUUCUGUGGAGCACAGAGCUGCAGAGGCUUCCUGGGUGGGGAAAAUAGAGUCAGUGUUCGGGCAGCCGGAGGGAAGAUGAAGAAAGAUCGCAGUCGAAAGAAUGCUCUCACCACGGUUGAUGAGGAGCUUGAGGCAUUACUGGAGAAUGGAGAAGGCCUUUAUGAUGAGAAACAGGUGGUGGCUCUCUGCAGGCUGAUGGUCCGAGUGGAAACCAUGGAGCAACAACUCAUCUGUUUCAAGCUCAUACAAGAUACUCAGAAUCCAUCCUGCCUGAAGCAGUUCCUGGACCAUCAUGGAUUGUCUUUGCUGUGGAUCUUCAUGGUGGAGCUUUCUGAAGCGAAAGGCAACAGUGCCAAUAACAUCAAGCUGCAGUCAGAGAUUAUGAAGACCUUGGCCGUGCUGCCUAUCUCUACUAAGAACAUGUUGGAGGAGAGCAGAGUCCUUAGCUUCAUCCAGCGAUGGGCGCAGACAAAAACUCUCCCUCACCCUUCUGAGAUGGACGGCUACUCCAGCGAGAACACCUCCCGAGCUCAAACACCCCUCAACACCCCUGAUGGGUCCUCCACCAAACUGGGACCAGAAUUGGAUGUCGACACCUCAAAACCUGCCGUGUACCGCCGCCUAAAAAUCAUCAGUGAAAACAGUCUGGACAGUGCACUCUCGGACGCUAGCAAAGCAUCUGAUGGGAAGGAGGAAGAGGAGGAGGAUGAUGAUGAGGAAGAAGAUGAAUCCUCACAUUCAGGACCUACUGAUGGCAAGCAGUUGAAGGCAGAGCCGGUUUGUGAAGCUGCAGAUGCAAUUAAAGGAACGAUGGAAGAAUCGGGGAAAGAGGAGGGUCUGAUCAUGGUGGAGAAAGAGGAAGAGACCGGGAUGAGUUCAAGCAGUCAACAACAACCUACAACUGAGGAGGUAAAAGAAGAAAUUGAGCUGGAUUUGGAGAAGGAGAUUGAGAUGAAGGGAGACACAAGUGAGGGUCAUAUUGUCGAACUUGAGGGGCCAAAAGAGCCCAGUGAAGAGCAGGACAGUGGGGAGGAGCACACCAGUCAGCCAGUGACAGAAAAGGCUGAACUGGAAGAAGACCAACCCAAUGUUGAAGUUCUGGAGUCAGAGAGUCUGUCCAUCCAAACGGAUGUUGCUGAUCUACCACCUGAUCUGCCUUCAGAGCAUAUGGAGACCCAGGCAGAGUCACAAGAAGCUGAAAAACCUCCUCCAGGUAGUGAGGAGCAACCUGGUGAAUCUACCAAUGAUGCAGCCCCAAGCUCUGAGACCCCUGAGGCCAGUAUGCCCUCUGAGGUCAUUGCGACCCCCGUGGACCCAUCAGUGAUAGGAACUCCUUCUCAGGAUGAGGAGGAAGGUGUCUCAGAUGUGGAGAGUGAGAGGAGUCAGGAGCCCCAACUCAAUGCUUUGGACAUUAGUGGCAUGGCUGCCAGGCUUCUGGACAGCUGGAAGGACCUGAAGGAGGUCUACAGAAUACCAAAGAAGAGUCAGGUGGAAAAGGAAACAAAUGAUCGCAGCCGAGAUCGAGACGCAGCUUUGACGCCACGCACAACUUCUGGUAGCCGAGAACGUGAAAGGGAGCGAGAGAAGGAGAGGGAACGUGACAGAGAUCGAGAUUAUGACAGAGACAGGGAGCGAGACAGGGAUCGUGAUAGAGAUCGCGACAGGGAUCGAGACUGGGACAGGGAAAGGGACCGGGAUCGCGACCGAGACCGGGAUCGUGAUCGAGACCGCGAUCGAGCCCCUGAUAAAACUCCACAACGCAGCACAGAGAGACGGAGGAGACGCUCGGCUUCACCACCCUCAUCCUACGAGAGGAGCAGCCGACGCACUGAAGAACGGUUUGACUCAUCUAACAGCAGCAAGACACGGGGCAAGGAGCGCAACAAGCUUUCCACAGAGGAGCGCAGGAAGCUGUUCGAGCAGGAGGUUGCUCAGCGGGAAGCCCAGAAACAACAACAGCUUCAGCAGCAACAGCAGCAACAACAACAACAACAGCAACAGCAGCAGCAGCAACAGCAGCAGCAACAGCAGCAGCAGCAACAGCAACUCCAAACUAUGGCUUAUGACCCUGCUCUGGCCUAUGCCUCCAGCCCUGGCUUCAUCACUUACCCUCCUGGAUAUCCCAUCCAGACCUUUGUGGAUCCUACAAACCCCAAUGCAGGCAAAGUACUGCUUCCUACUCCUCCAGUUGAGGCCGUCAUCAACUAUGAAGAGACCCCGUCUCAGCAUCUCAUCUCAGACCUGGGGCUGACCUCCCCAUCCUCCACUUCCCAGGCCACUCCAGUCUCUAAUCUUUCUCAGCACAUCACCACCACUGACCUCGCCGCUGUCAACCCCCAACAGUAUUCCCAGCCAACUGUAGCAACUCAGGACGCAGGCGUAGCUGUCCUCUCUGUACCCGCACAGGUGACCCCUCAGGUACAGAGCCAGCAGAGCUACACCACUCUCUGGGAUCCCACAACUCAGCAGGCAGUGACGGUGCAGACACAGCCUGCACAGCAGUACGCCACGGCCCCAGCACCGCCUCAGACACAGACAGCCAUCUAUUACCAGGGUCAGCCAUGCCAAACCAUCUACAGCAUCCCCACCGCUUACCCACAAGCCAGCGCUCCCGUCAUACAGGCGUACACUGAACCCACAGCGGGCUACCUGCAUGGUCAGCCUGUGUAUCCUGGCCAUCAGCAGGGAGUGGUGGUGCAGCAGGGAGGCACAGUCACCACCAUUGUCACAUCCCAAACUGUCCAACAGGAAAUGAUUGUACCCAACAAUGUGAUCGAUCUGCCUCCCCCCUCUCCCCCCAAACCCAAAACUAUCGUCCUACCUCCUAACUGGAAAGUGGCCCGUGAUCCAGAGGGCAAGAUCUACUACUACCAUAUUGCCACAAGGCAAACACAGUGGGACCCUCCACCCUCCUGGGAUGGAUGUAGUGACAACACUAGUGUGGACCAUGAAUCUGAGAUGGACCUGGGAACACCCACCUAUGACGAGAAUCCUUCCAAGUUUUCCACAAAGACAGCUGAAGCAGAUACUUCCAGUGAGCUGGCUAAAAAGAGUAAAGAGACGUUUCGCAAAGAGAUGUCCCAGUUCAUAGUGCAAUGCCUAAAUCCUUAUCGGAAACCAGACUGCAAACUUGGCCGCAUCAUCAACACAGAAGAUUUCAAACACCUGGCUAGAAAGCUGACUCACGGAGUUAUGAAUAAGGAGUUGAAAGCUUGCAAUAAUCCCGAGGACCUCGAGUGUAACGAGAACGUGAAGCACAAGACCAAGGAGUACAUCAAGAAGUACAUGCAGCGGUUUGGCACCGUGUACAGGCCCAAGGAGGACACAGAGAUGGACUAGCCUGUACCAGCCACAGAUGUUAUACUUGUCCUGCGCCGACACAGGAGAAGCACAGAUUUGCCUUUUCCAUUCACUCCUUCAUGUAUGUACUGGCCAGCCUGAGCCUUGAAGUAGUUUCUUAUGCAUAUUUAUGACUAAGAAUUGCACUGCUGCCAGAGAAGCUCUCCAGGCCCCCGUGGAUCACGAAGGAGCCCUGUUUGGAGACUGAUGGAGACUGGAGUGUCGCUGAACGACCUGAAAACUCCAGGUGCAGUGUUCUCCAAGGAUAACACUGCGGGGUGCUACAGAGACUAAUGUUUUCACUGACUGUUUGAUUUUAAGCAUAUUUUUUUUUUUUUCAUUUGUGGUUCUUAAAUGUUCCCGAGAUGAUCACCUCAAUUCCACUUUUUAAACUCUUCUAGCCCUGAAUGAGGAUUACUCAAUGGAAUCAGCUUUGGUAUCAUAUUUAUCAUUCUUUGUUACUUUACACUGUUAAAAAUGACAGAACAGUCCAGUGCUUUUUCUCCCUCCCACUUCCUUUUUCUUGUGCACGCUUCAACCCCCUGCCACUGACUCUAUCUGGUGCUGCUUUUAACUGGGCUGUGGAGGUCCAAGCUUCCGGUCCUCAAACCCUGCCUUCUUAACCACAAGACUUUGGAGCCUCUGUUGUUUUAUGAAUGCAUGAUGUAGGUGGAGGUUUGAGUGGUAUCCUUUUGGAAAUUCCUACAUUUGUCCUGCCUCCUGCUUCAUGUAAUGUGCCCUCCCUGGGAUGAUCUUUUACUCACAACACACUUAGGGAUCAGCCAAUAACCAGCAGGUUGGCAAAGUGAUCAAUAUGUAUUUUAUGGAUUUAUGUAUUAUAACGGGUGCAGGGUUUAAAUGCCAUGUUUGGUGUGCUGUUUCCUGUCCAAUCCCAUUCCCAUCUUGUUCUGCCCGGUUUCCUCUUCUUACAGGAAUGAUGCUGAAAAUGAAGGUUGUAGCAUUGCAGUUUUAACAGUUUCUAAACAUCUCGUGUGUUCUGGUUCUUUUUUUUAUCACCGUUAGUCCUAGUUGGGCAACACUUAGGCCGGCCUUGCUCCACCAUCUCACUCAUUAAUUUCCAAGAUUUUUACAGUAGUCAAUGUACUUUCAUUAGCAUUAGGUCACCGAUUUGUUGCAGCCCAUUAAAUUGCAUUAAACAAAGUUUCAACAUGUAUAUUGCUUUAUAUGUGAAUAUAUUGAAUAAUAGUUUUUGGGUAUGUUUAAAUAAGCAGACACUUUGUAAAAGGACUAUCAUUUCAUGAUUGAAAGUGUAAAUAAUGUGUAAAAUUACAAAAGCUGUGCGAAGGAGAGUAGGGUCAGGGAGCCCACCCACCCAUCCUCAGCAGCUCAGCCCUCCUGAUGCAGAUCCUACUUCAGUCUGUCAAACGUAGGACCCCACUGACUCGCAGCCCUCUAUUUUAUUUCAGUGGUGGGGGAGAUUUUCAAGUGCUUUUUUUUUUUGUUUUUGUUAUUAUUUUUCUAUGUACAAAGUAAGUUUCACCCUACUCAACUGUAAGUAUUGUGUAAGCACAUUGUCAUACCGAGUGUACAAACAUUU
Messenger RNA from Anoplopoma fimbria (sablefish), 9953 nucleotides. It is a transcript of the gene setd2, whose product is annotated as SET domain containing 2, histone lysine methyltransferase. The record is from RefSeq and is a predicted model, not a curated record. Gene Ontology annotation, molecular function: histone H3K36 methyltransferase activity; protein binding. Gene Ontology annotation, cellular component: chromosome; nucleus. The transcript has 22 exons. Bases 377 to 8395 code for a protein of 2672 amino acids. Lineage: Eukaryota; Metazoa; Chordata; Actinopteri; Perciformes; Anoplopomatidae. Gene Ontology annotation, biological process: regulation of DNA-templated transcription.